Phalaenopsis equestris is the source of this 1042-nucleotide messenger RNA. RefSeq lists its product as uncharacterized. The record is from RefSeq and is a predicted model, not a curated record. The transcript has 5 exons. Bases 113 to 967 code for a protein of 284 amino acids. Lineage: Eukaryota; Viridiplantae; Streptophyta; Magnoliopsida; Asparagales; Orchidaceae.
ACUGGAGACCUGCUCAGAUACAAUAGUGCAGCACCAAACACGCAACGCGUCUUGCUGUGGUUCACAGGUGGCCGUAACAAGAAUAGUCCAUCGGCCCGUCAAAAUUCGAACUAUGGCCGUUCUCGUCCCAGCUUAUUCUCCUCCACAUUCCGCCCUCAGAUCCCACAACUGCUCCACUCGUUUUCCUGCUGCCAAUUUCUUCUCUACCAGCGUCAAGAUGGCUGGAACAAGCGCAACUGCAGGGGAAACCGAGUAUGAUAAGCCGAACAAGAUCUUUGUUGCCGGGUCCACUGGAAAGACCGGGAAGAGGAUCGUCGAGCAGCUUCUCUCCAAGAGUUUUGGUGUUAUAGCGGGGGCGCGCGAUCUGGAGAAAGCCAGAAGCAGCCUUCCCCAACACCCUAAUCUACAAAUCGUGAGGGCUGAUGUAACCGAGGGUUCGGAAAAGUUAGCGGAAGCGAUUCGGGAUGCGGAGGCUGUGGUUUGCGCCACGGGUUUUCAACCUUCAUUGAAUGUCUUCGCGCCUUGGAAGGUUGACAAUUAUGGGACUGUGAACCUUGUGGAAGCAUGCCGGAAGAUUGGGGUGAAGAGAUUUGUUCUUGUGAGUUCCAUUCUAGUCAACGGAGCAGCGAUGGGUCAACUGUUCAACCCAGCUUACAUCGUAUUAAAUUUGUUUGGCCUCACCCUGAUAGCUAAGCUACAGGCAGAGAAGUACAUUAAGAGCUCUGGUAUCAAUUACACCAUUAUUAGACCUGGUGGAUUAAGAAAUGACCCCCCAUCUGGAAACAUAAUUAUGGAGCCUGAGGAUACUCUUUAUGAAGGUUCUAUAUCUAGAGAUCAAGUUGCAGAGGUUGCUGUUGAAGCCCUGCAGUGUCCGGAGUCAUUCUUCAAAGUUGCCGAAAUUGUUUCACGAGUCGAAGCUCCUAAACGGCCAUUAAAGGAUCUUUUCAGUGGUAUCAAGCAAAAAUAAUUUUUGCUUUCCAAUAAAAGCAAAGCAAUUGUGGAAUUGGGAUUCUCUUCUUAUUUCUAUCAUUUAUUUCUACUU